AUGGCAGGACCUAAUGGCCAUGAAUUGGUCCGUAUUGAGACGAAUAUUCUCCCCAAAGGAAAACUAAUAGUAGUUUUCUGUGGAUUAGCAUUUGCUCUCCUCAUCACUUUUAUAGACCAAAACUCCAUUGGUAUAGCAUUACCAACAAUUGGAGCUGAUCUUAAUGCCGCAACUACAAUUUCUUGGGCUGGCACUUCAAGUUUGAUUGCCAAUACAGUUUUCCAAGUUCUUUAUGGAAGAAUAUCAGAUAUCCUGGGAAGGAAAGUGGUUUUCCUCACUGCUGUGGGAUUAUUGGCGCUAGGAGAUUUACUUUGUGGGUUCGCGCAGACGGGUCCCCAACUUUAUGUUUUUAGGGGCAUUUCUGGUGUGGGGACUGGUGGGAUCAUGGCAUUGGCUAUGAUGAUUGUAUCAGAUGUGGUUACUCUGGAGAAUCGUGGAAAGUAUCAAGGGAUCUUGGGAUCAUGUGUCGGUUUGGGUAAUACCAUUGGACCAUUCUUGGCAGCCGCUUUUGUUCAGAAUUCGACGUGGAGAGGCCUAUUUUGGUGUAUAUGCCCGCUGGCAGUGCUAUCAGGUAUUAUGGUGGCAUUCACACUCCCUCCAAGUAAAGUCCAUGGCUCUACAGCGACCAAAAUUCGAGUCAUCGAUUACCCAGGAAUCGUCCUUGUGACCGCAGCCAUUAUGCUUAUUCUGAUUCCUGUUUCGGGCGGUGGUACUUAUUUUGAAUGGUCCAGUCCCAUGGUGAUUUCCAUGCUCACACUGGGUGGUAUCUGUUUAGUUGCUUUCCUCAUUGUGGAAUGGAAGUUUGCCGUUAUGCCAAUGAUGCCUUUGAACCUUUUCAAGAACCCUGCUGUCUUCGCUAUUCUCACCCAAAACUUCCUCUUUGGUAUAGUUUAUUACUCGCACCUCUACUACCUCCCAAUAUACUACCAGAACGCACGCCAAUACUCACCUCUCAUGUCGGCCGCACUCACCAUUCCGUUCGUCGCCACUCAAUCAAGCUUCAGUAUUGUAUCCGGGCAAUAUAUUUCCAGGACUAAACGCUAUGGCGAGAUCAUCUGGAUCGGGUUCAUACUUUGGACUCUAGGAUCAGGCCUGGUUCUUCUGUUCUCUCGGGAGAUACCUAAGUGGAAGAUAGUCUUAAUCCUCUUAACCGAAGGUGCAGGUGUGGGAUUCGUCUUCCAGCCUACCCUUAUAGCAGCGCAGGCACAUUGUACCAAGCGUGAUCGAGCAGUCGUUAUCUCUACCAGAAAUUUUCUACGUGCGCUGGGUGGUGCAAUUGGUCUAGCGAUUUCCUCGGCUAUUUUCUCAAAUUCCAUAAAGUCCCGUUUGAAUACGCUAGCAACUCCUUUACCAGCAGGGUUUAAAGACACAAUUUUAGCAUCGAUAUUGAGCGUUCCGAAUUUGAAUGAAUUGACGACGGGACAGAAAAAUGAAGUAUUGGAUGCGUAUAUGGGAGCGAGUCGAAGUGUGUUUUUACUUUGGGUACCGAUUAUUGGAGUUUGUUUGUGUCUUUGCGUGUUGAUCAAAGAUAAAGGAUUGCAAAGACCGGACGAGAAACCGAUUGUUAAUGAAGAACAGCAGGAGGAGGAAAGUAGUAGGAGUGUGGCCGAGAGUGAGAUUGUGGUGGAGCAUGAGGCUGGUAGGCAGAGGGAUUUGGAGAGUGGGAAGGGCGAGAAGGUCGUAGGGCCGGAGAAACAUUAA
Messenger RNA from Botrytis fragariae, 1701 nucleotides. Its product is annotated as putative mfs transporter protein. The transcript has 2 exons. NCBI's taxonomy places the organism in Eukaryota, Fungi, Ascomycota, Leotiomycetes, Helotiales, Sclerotiniaceae. Gene Ontology annotation, biological process: transmembrane transport. Gene Ontology annotation, molecular function: transmembrane transporter activity. The coding region runs from base 1 to 1701 and encodes 566 amino acids. The record is from RefSeq and is a predicted model, not a curated record.